Molecule: messenger RNA, 1790 nt
Organism: Neolamprologus brichardi
Lineage: Eukaryota; Metazoa; Chordata; Actinopteri; Cichliformes; Cichlidae
Gene: vrk3
Product: VRK serine/threonine kinase 3
Biological process (GO): protein phosphorylation
Molecular function (GO): ATP binding; protein kinase activity
Source: RefSeq, a predicted model, not a curated record
GCUGGUUGCAACUGUCCUGAAGUCCUGCAGAGGGCAGCAUUGCGCCUGCGUAGCUCCACCUGUGAGAUUGUCAAUGCGGUGAAGAAGAAGCAGCAAAACAAAGAAUGCCUUUCCAUUUCUGCCCCCAGUGUGGGACGAAGUUACAGCCUGAAUUCAGAUUCUGUCCUUCAUGUGGGGAGAAACUUCCCGGUCCUGAAAGUCCAUUUCAAUCUGAAUCUGUGAACUCAAGUUUCUCCUCGCCUCUUAGAAAUGCAGCAGCAACAUCUGUAGUUAAUCCAAGCCCCACUCCAAGCACGAGCUGUGAACUCAGUACAGCCCAGGGAUUUGACACUUUAAGUUCGUUAACACCACGUCCUGCACUGCGAAGGACUCGCAACACCUUUUGCCUGGACAAAGAAGGUAAAGAAGGAACAGUGAGGAGUGACAGGAAAGCGGAGGGAGAGAGAGAGAAGAAGACAUGCGAUAAUGACGCUGGGUUGCAGGAAUCUCCACCAAAGAAGAACACGGUCACCUUUAAACUCGACACUGGGGCGCAGCCAAUCGUAGAGUCUCCUGUUGCAAAAUCUCCUCGAUCUGUGCGAAGGAAAGGGAAACUCUGCAGUCCUUUGAAAAAGCAGGAAGAAGAAGAAAAGAAGCUGUCUGCAAAAACAGGCUUGAUAGAGGGGAAAUCAGCAGUAGAUGGAGCUUCACCUGUUUCCUCACCAAACUCCAAGUCUCCUGCAAAAGCAACUGGAAAAAAUAAAGGCAGGAAGGCAAAGCAUGCAUCCUCUGUGGAACCGCUGCCUGAAGGUGAGGAGGUGACCGACACGACCGGCAAGAAGUGGAAGCUGAUCAGGCAGCUCAGUCAGAGCGCAACCGAGCUGCUCUACGAAGUUUCUCGGCCAAGCUCAAAGGAGUUGAAUCACACCCUCAAACUGGGAGCUAAAGAUGGAAGAAUCUUCAAUGAACAGAACUUUCUGCAGAGAGCUGCUAAACCGGCAUCUGUGGAAAAGUGGGUCAAGCAAAACAAGCUGGAUUUCCUGGGGAUUCCUUCCUGUGUUGGCUUUGGUCUCCAUACAGACUCGUACAGGUUUCUAAUUUUUCCCAGCAUUGGCGAGUCGCUCCAGUCCAUCAUCGAGAAAGAAAAUCAGCCUCUUUCUGAGGAAGUUGUUCUUCAGCUGGCCUAUAGAAUAUUAGAUGUGCUGCACUACAUCCAUUCAAACGAAUACGUUCAUGCAGAUAUCAGUGCCGAGAACGUGUACAUAAAACAAGGACAGAGGUCACAGGUGUACCUUGUAGGAUACUGCCAUGCCUUCAGGUACGGUCCAGGAGGAAAGCAUGUGGAGUACCGUGAAGCCAGCCGAACGCCACACGAGGGCACCGUCCAGUUCAUCAGCCUGGAUGCGCAUAAAGGAGCAGCUCCAUCUCGCCGCAGCGACCUGCAGUCUUUGGGUUACUGCAUGCUGCACUGGCACACUGGAUUGCUGCCGUGGACCGAGCUCACUCAACCACAGCAGAUAGCCACCGAGAAACAGAGGUACAUGGAGGAUGUUCCUGCACUUCUGAGCCAGUGCUUUGGGAGGAGGAGUGUUUCCAGAGCAUUUCAAACGUACCUGACUGCAGUGAUGGCUCUGCAGUACUCCGAGCAGCCCGAUUACUCAGCGCUGAAGGCUGUACUUAGCGACGCUUUAGUGCAGCUGGGGGCAUCGGUGGAGGAGCCCCUCAAUUUAUAGAGAGAUCGCACAAAAGAGACGACACUGGAAGAUCCUGGAGUUUUCUUAUUUUAAAGUCGUGUUUAAAAGCUGAUGCUU